Molecule: messenger RNA, 4668 nt
Organism: Trichomycterus rosablanca
Lineage: Eukaryota; Metazoa; Chordata; Actinopteri; Siluriformes; Trichomycteridae
Gene: abcb6a
Product: ATP-binding cassette, sub-family B (MDR/TAP), member 6a
Exons: 20
Coding region: 69-2627 (852 amino acids)
Biological process (GO): heme transport; transmembrane transport
Cellular component (GO): vacuolar membrane
Molecular function (GO): ATP hydrolysis activity; heme binding; ABC-type heme transporter activity
Source: RefSeq, a predicted model, not a curated record
CAGGAUUUAAGACUUUUAAAUGCUGUAGAAGACUCUCAGGAUUGUAAAUAAGGAUCUACCCGGGAACGAUGGUGGGACUCGGGAGCUACUGUGAGCCGGGCAUCUCCAUGCGGCGGGCGUGGGUGGACGACGGCCUGACGCUCUGCUUCUUCUUCACCCUGGUCCCGUCCGUCCUCGCCAGUCUGGCGGUCCUUUUGGGAACCUUCCACUGCGUCUGCUACGCUCGCCACGGCACCAGGAUGGAGCCCCGGUUCAUCCCGCGCUCCAGACUUUACGGGUCACAGGUGGGACUGACGGCUCUGCUGGUCCUGCAGGCGCUGGUGUGGAUGGUACUUCGGUUGGCGUCGGACGCGCAGGUGCCCGGAUACGUGGUGCUCUACGGGUGUCUCUAUGCCCUCGGGUGGGCGUGGGCCUUAGGGCUGCUGAGAGUGGAGAGGAAGAGGGUGCUGGUCAGGGACCGGACGAGAGGACACAGCGCCGUGCUGCUGCUCUACUGGACGAUAGCUUUCGUGGCUGAGAACCUGGCGUUGGUGUCGUGGGCGAGUCCGAAGUGGUGGUGGGGACUGGAGAACGCAGAACAACAGGUGGCGUUUGGGUUCUGGCUGCUUCGUUAUCUCUGCACCGGAGCGCUGUUCGUCUUGGGCCUCAAAGCUCCGGGACUGCCGCGCCGACCCUACGCCCUCCUGGUCAACGAGGACGAGAGAGACGUGGAAAGUGGCGGACAGCCUUUGCUGGGUGGGGCAGCGCAGAACCAGUCGGCGUGGCGGGACUUCAGAAAGAAGGUGCGUCUCCUGCUGCCCUACAUGUGGCCGAGCGGCAGCCUGUUCCUGCAGGUCCUGGUGGUCCUGUGCCUCGGGCUGCUGGGCACCGAGCGCGCCAUCAACGUCUUCGUCCCCAUCUACUACAAGAACAUAGUGAACGAGCUGACGGCUGGAAGUCCCUGGAAGACCCUGGCGUUCACCGUGUGCAUCUACGUCCUGCUGAAGUUCCUGCAGGGUGGCGGCGCUGGUUCCUCAGGGUUCGUCAGCAACCUGCGCUCGUUCCUGUGGAUCCGGGUGCAGCAGUACACCAGCCGCGUGGUGCAGGUCCGGCUCUUCGCCCACCUGCACUCGCUGUCUUUGCGCUGGCACCUGCAGCGCCGCACCGGGGAGGUCCUGCGCAGCAUCGACCGCGGGACCUCCUCCAUCGACAGCCUGCUCAGCUACAUCGUGUUCAGCAUCUUCCCCACCAUCGCCGACAUCAUCAUCGCCAUCGUUUACUUCAUCUCCAACUUCAACGCCUGGUUCGGACUCAUCGUCUUCGUUUGCAUGGUGCUUUACCUCACUCUCACCAUCAUAAUCACUGAAUGGAGGACCAAGUACAGGCGAGAAAUGAACACCAUGGACAACAACACCAAAGCCAAAGCCGUGGACUCGCUGCUAAACUUUGAGACGGUGAAAUAUUACAACGCCGAGAACUACGAAGUCAGCCGCUUCGAAGACGCCGUCCUCAAAUACCAGUCUCUGGAGUGGCUGACCAACGCCUCCCUGGCUCUGCUGAAUCAGACGCAGAAUCUGAUCAUCGGUUUGGGUCUGCUGGCCGGCUCGCUGCUCUGCGCUUAUUUUGUCAGCGAGGGGAAGUUCCAGGUCGGAGAUUACGUUCUGUUCGGCACCUACAUCAUCCAGCUCUACACGCCCCUCAACUGGUUCGGCACCUACUACAGAGUGAUCCAGAGAUCUUUCAUUGACAUGGAGAGCAUGUUCAAGCUCUUCGAUGAAGAAGAGGAGGUGAAGGACGACGUGAACGCGGCAAGCCUUCAGUACAAGCUGGGCAGGAUCGAGUUUGAGAACGUCUCCUUCAGCUACAUAGAAGGGAAGGAGAUUCUGAAGGACGUUUCGUUCACCGUACUUCCGGGCCAGACGGUAGCGCUGGUGGGUCAGUCGGGGGCGGGGAAGAGCACCAUGGUCCGCCUGCUGUUCCGCUUCUACGACGUUCAGGGUGGCUGCAUCCGCAUCGACGGCCAGGACAUCAACAAGGUCAAGCAAGCUUCGUUACGUGCCCACAUUGGCGUCGUGCCCCAGGAUACCGUCCUCUUCAACGAUAACAUUCAGGAGAAUAUCCGCUACGGCCGAAUCACCGCCUCGGACCAGGAGGUGGAGGACGCAGCCAUCGCUGCCGACAUCCACGAUAAGAUUCUCUCCUUCCCUGAUGGUUACAGCACACAGGUGGGUGAGAGGGGCCUGAAGCUAAGUGGAGGAGAGAAACAGAGGGUGGCCAUCGCUCGAACCAUCCUCAAAGCUCCUCAGAUCAUCCUGCUGGACGAGGCCACUUCUGCCCUGGACACGCAGACUGAGCGAAACAUUCAGGCCUCGCUGGCUAAAGUGUGCGUCAACAGAACCACCAUCGUGGUGGCCCACAGGUUAUCAACGAUCAUCGGUGCGGAUCAGAUCCUCGUUCUCAGAGAUGGACAGAUUGCAGAGAGAGGAAGUCACGAGCAGCUCUUGGCUAAAGCAGGCCUCUACGCCGACAUGUGGCUGAAACAGCAGCAGACGUCCGACUCCGACUCGGCGUCCGACACGGAAACCAAAGACGUGCGGCCAGAGAAACUACAGCCCCCAGAAUCCUCUGCUCCUCCCAGGCAUCACUGAGGGGCUAACACUGAGCAGAGCAGAGAGGAUUGUGGGUAUUGGAGGACUGGGAAGGGUUCACGUUGCAGUUGAAUUUGAUUAGCUGUACAAUUAGAUGGACAAUACAGGGCCAAAAGUAUGUGGACGCCCCUCCGGAUUAUUGAACAUAGGUCUAUGAGCCACACCAUAACUUACAAGUGUAGGAAAUCAGUGGUACACAAUAGCAUAUAUGCUUCCAACUUUAUAGCAGCAGUUUGGGGAAGGCCCACAAAGCUUUUGGGAUGAAUUGGAAUGCUGAUUGUGAGCCAGACCUUCUCAUCCAGCCAGGGUACAAAUUCCAACAGGCACACUUCUAAAUGUUGCUGAAGGCCCUAAGAUUUACAUAGUUGGCAUUAAGCGGACUUACAGUAUACAGUUUUUAAUCAAUUGAGGGUUAAGGGCCUUGCUCAAGGGCCCAACAGUGGCAACAUGGCAGUGGUGGGGUUUGAACCAGCAACCUUAUUUAUGAUCACUAGUUCAGUACUCUAACCACUAGGCUACAACUGCCCACACAAGAGGAGGCUGGUUCAGCUCAUGGUCAGGUGUCCACAUACUUUUGAGUAUCUGACGUGUCUGACUUUCCUCUAACAGCGACUGACUGAGAAUAUAUUUUUAAACUGACUCGAGUUCUUCACUACUAAGACUAUGAAGAAGCUGUUAGAAAUUCCAUAAAUAUAAGGACACGUCGAAUGUUGGUAGAUUUUCAAAUUUUAAUUAUUUUCUUUAAUUUACAUUUAGGUUGUUUUUGUCUUUGUUUUGUUGUUUUUUUAGGGAAUAAGAAAUUUUUCUGGGUUUCUUUAUAUGUUACAGAGCUCAAUUCCAAAAAAGUUGGGACAGGUGAUGAAACAAAGAAAAAAGAAUGUAGAAAUCUACUGAUUUCUAAACACAUUCUCAUUCCUGUGUCAGUGUGCUGGGGUUGUAAUGUAGAACCAACAGAGGGAUCACAAAAGCAGUUUGUAAACCUUUCGAUAAUUUUAUGCACUGUAGAGGGUAAAACACCUCAAAUGUUUGCAGUCAACAAGGAAAUUUGCUUAAAUAUUAAAUAUUGGCCUCUCAGGUGGCGCAGCGGUAAAGUACGCUAGCGCACCAGAGUUGGGGUCUCGAAUACAUCGUAUCGAAUCUCAGCUCUGCCUUUUCGACUGGGCUGGGCGGCAUGAACAACGACUGACUUUUCAGGGUUGUUCAGGGUUAGAGGGUAAGAAAGUCGGAUCAUGGGUCCUCAUAACUGGUGCGACUGCGGCCCCUGUUGGCCGACUGAUGGCGCCUGCACAGGGCUGAGGAAUAAUGCUGAUGGGGGUGUGGUCCUCCGUACACGGUGCCCGUCGGUGUAUGAACUCGACUCGUGCAGGUAAAAAAUGCAGUCUGUACUGACUGUACGUGCCGGAGGAGGCGUGUCAGUCGAGAGGCGUCCUCAGUCAGCGGUGAAGGGUCGAAUCAGUAUAGAAGACGCAAUCAGGGGAAUUAGACAUGACUAGAUUAGGGGAGAAUAUAUGAAAUAUUGGAUUAUUCACUCAUGCUGUUGUGUCGGCUCUUGUUUUACCCAACAUUUUACCACACUCUUACAUCUUGAAUUGCUCCUGUUUCAGGUUUUGAAGCACAAUCAUGCAUUAAUUUUCGAUUUUUAGAAGUUUAAGGAUUUGUUUUCGUUUGAUUGAAGGUCAAACUGGGUUUUCUAAUCACUAGUUUUUGCAUUUCACAUUGUGUCCCAACAUUUCUGGAAUUGAGGCUUGUAUGUACUGUACCUGUGUAACUGACUUUUAAGUUUGAUAAUAUGGGCAUUGGUUUAAAUUAGUGCUAUAUAUAUUUAUAUGGAUUACUAUUUGUUUGUUUGUUUGUUUGUUUGAAUGAAUCAAAAAUAUGUGGACAUCUUUUUUUCUUUGUUUUAUAAUGUUCAUAAUGUGUAAUUGUGUGAAAGCGAUGAUGGUUUUUGAAAAACGAAGUAUAUUUAUGGACUUGUGGGUUGUUUAUGGUGUUUUUAAUACUACUUUAGUUAUAAAGUGAUCAAGGUACCAGAGACACAGAA